This is a messenger RNA of Fusarium oxysporum Fo47, 1620 nucleotides long. RefSeq names its product GMC family oxidoreductase. Gene Ontology annotation, molecular function: flavin adenine dinucleotide binding; oxidoreductase activity, acting on CH-OH group of donors. NCBI's taxonomy places the organism in Eukaryota, Fungi, Ascomycota, Sordariomycetes, Hypocreales, Nectriaceae. The record is from RefSeq and is a predicted model, not a curated record. The coding region runs from base 1 to 1620 and encodes 539 amino acids. The transcript is spliced from 2 exons.
AUGACUGUCGUUGAGAAGCUAGACGAAACCAGCUACGACUAUGUUGUUGUCGGCGGCGGUACUGCCGGCUGCGUCAUUGCUAGUCGACUCGCAGAGAAGCUCCCAUACACCGAGAUUCUUCUCAUUGAAGGAGGCGCCAAUGACUUCAAAAAUGAGACCAUCCUGAAUUUGAAAUGCCUUCUCGACCUCUGGGGAGCUGAAGACUAUGACUAUGGCUACAGUUCGGUUCCUCAGCCAUUCGGUAACAGUAACAUUAUCCACUCCAGAGCCAAGAUGCUCGGAGGUUGUUCGAGUCACAACGGAGGUAUCUCAUUUGUGCCCUUUGACAUGGACAUGAAGAAGUGGCAGAAGAUGGGCGCCAAUGGCUGGACUCAUGCAGAAAUGGUCCGUCUUUUCAAGAAGCUCCGCAACAACAUCAUACCUAUCGCGGAGGACCAGCGAAGUCAGAUCACCAAAGAUUGGAUCGAGUCAUGCUCCAAGCUCUUCAAUGUUCCCAAAGUUGAAGAUUUCAACAAGCAGAUCAUUCGUGACGGCCGUUUGACCCCCGGGACUGGCUACGUUAGCUGCACCUAUACUCCCGACAACAACCACCGAAGCAGCGCCAGUGUUGCGUACAUUCAUCCAAUUUUGCGAGGCGAUGAAUUCAGACCGAACCUUACUAUUCUGCACAAAACGUGGACUUCUAAGAUACAUGUCAAAGAUCAGACCGCAGUUGGCGUCCGCGCUACCACUGACGCUGGCACCACAUAUGACAUUUACGCGAGAAAAGAAGUCAUUUUAUGUGCUGGAGCCGUUGAUACACCCCGCCUUAUGAUGCUUUCGGGCCUGGGUAACCGUCAGCAGCUUGAGAAACUUGGCAUUGAAGUCCACCAGGACCUUCCUGGUGUUGGCGAGAACCUGCAGGAUCACGUUGAGAGCAUGUACAUGUGGGAGAUCAAAGACGAGGUUCCGCAGGAUAAGAUAGUCAUGGGCUCCGAAGCAUGCAUGGUACUGAGACGUGAGCCCGAGAAUGCUCAGGGCGACGAUGGCGAUGCUAUCGACACUAUGUUCCACAUGUUCACUGUGCCUUUCGACUUCUACACGAAGACAAUGGGCUACGAAACCCCCAAGAAUGCCUUCUGCUGCAUUCCUUACAACCCUCGACCUGCUUCUGUUGGACGACUUUACCUCACAUCUGCUGACCCCAAGGUGAAGCCAGCGCUUGACCAGCGAUAUUUCAGCGAUGAAAAGGGCUACGAUAAGGCCAGCAACCUAUGGAUGCUGAAGCAGGCUCGCAAGAUGGCGCAGUCCGAGCCCUUCAGGAAGCAUCUUUUGCGCGAGAUUGCCCCUGGUCCCAUGAUCACCACAGAUGACCAGCUCUGCGAGUACGGACGACAGGUAUCGAAUACGGUCUAUCACCCAUGCGGAACGGCAAAAAUGGGUGACACCCGACGUGAUGCGAUGGCCGUUGUUGAUGCUUCGCUUCAUGUGAAGGGCAUCAAGAAUCUUCGCGUCGCAGAUGCUAGUGUCUUUCCUUGCAUGGUGUCUAUUAACCCCAUGAUCACAGUUCUGUGCAUUGGUGAGCGAGCGGCCGAGCUAAUCAUUGCUGAUUCGAAGACGGCACCUCGCCCAUCCCUAUGA